AUGGUCGAACGUUGGAUUCUCACGCUGUUGCUGGCGGUCUGCUUAGUUGUCUCUGCUUCAUUGGCUCAACCAAGCGCCGAAGUGGGAUGUGGAAAGGUGCUAGCAUCCAAGGAUCCCCUUGGACUUAUUUUUAACGGGUUUGAAUCAACACCGGGCAUGUGGCCAUGGCACGUUGCUCUGAUGCAUCUCGAGGCGUUUUGUGCAACGGCAGACGAAACAUCCUGUCCAAUAAUGCCGCUGUAUAAGUGUGGAGGAACAAUCAUCAACAGGGACACUGUGCUCACAGCUUAUCAUUGUGUGGCUGGAAUCGAAGGGCCGAUCGAAGUCGAACGCCUAGUAGUCCGUGGUGGAUUAUUUGAUCUUCUCCAUGAACCCGAUCAAGAAAACCAUGUGUUAGAGGUGUUAUUUCCGCCGGAAGCGAGUGUGAAAACGUUCGACGGCGAUAUAGCGGUACUCAAAAUGCAGACGGAAUUCGAAUACGGUGUCAACAUUCAACCGGCGUGCAUUCGUACCACAAAACAGCCGAUCGACGAUCUGGUUGAAAUGCAGGGUACUGUGAUUGGUUGGGGCUUGACCGAGCGAGGCUUCAUCUCACGUACCCUGAUUGAGGCAAACGUUCCGGUGGUCAGUCCUAAUGAGUGUCUGCAAGGCGAUUCGAGAUUCCAUCUAGCACUGACGUCGAAGAUAUACUGUGCCGGCAGCCGUAAUGGCACCUCGAGCUGCAACGGAGACAGCGGUGGAGGAAUGUUCUUCUACAUGGGAGGCCACUGGUUCCUGCACGGUUUGACAUCGUUCUCGCCGGGUGACCCUAAAAAACCUGGUGUUUGUGAUUCUCAUAAUUAUGUCGCGUACACCAACGUAGCCAAGUACAUCACCUGGCUCCAGGAAAAAGGUGUUACGUUCGAGGAUCCGUUGAUCAGUGGCAUGCCCACAGGAGAAAUGGCCGUUGGUUUUGCAGGAUCUGGAAACACCAGAUUGAUACGGUUGACCCUUAACGCAAAGUUGAAGAAGUUAUUGCAACAGCAAAAAGGUGAAUUUUUACUGAGAAUGACUUUAAAUGGCAAAAAGGUAAAUAGUGAAUUUGAAUGA
Messenger RNA from Anopheles coustani, 1089 nucleotides. Its product is annotated as chymotrypsin-like protease CTRL-1. Bases 1 to 1089 code for a protein of 362 amino acids. The transcript has 2 exons. Gene Ontology annotation, molecular function: serine-type endopeptidase activity. Lineage: Eukaryota; Metazoa; Arthropoda; Insecta; Diptera; Culicidae. The record is from RefSeq and is a predicted model, not a curated record. Gene Ontology annotation, biological process: proteolysis.